Molecule: messenger RNA, 2982 nt
Organism: Pseudomyrmex gracilis
Lineage: Eukaryota; Metazoa; Arthropoda; Insecta; Hymenoptera; Formicidae
Gene: l(2)41Ab
Product: coiled-coil domain-containing protein 40
Exons: 8
Coding region: 203-2896 (897 amino acids)
Biological process (GO): axoneme assembly
Cellular component (GO): cytoplasm
Source: RefSeq, a predicted model, not a curated record
AUUUAACCAUGCAAGACUGUUGUUGUUAUUGUAAUUUUGCGUCACGCUUCCUUAGCUACGAAUUCAGUUUCAAUCAACAACAGUCCGAAGCGAAGCGAUUUUGAUGUAAAGUAGAUUUCUGAAUGAUUUUCAGGAGAGAGAGAGAGGUUUAUUAAAAAAAAAAAAAAAAAAAAAACUGUUAGAAUAUACAAUAUUUUUCACGAUGAAUACUCCAACGGCAAACAAUGCUUUUUCUCUUGAUAAUACACUUAAAACUAACGAUGUGGAGCAAGAGAAGAAGAACUCGUGGAUUGACGCGAACUCCGUGGAAAUACCGAAUGUCCUGCAUCCCGACGACUCGUUGAUGAAAAAAUUUCAAGAUGCUCUGCGAGAUCAUCUCAUUCGCAUUGACAACAAAUUGAACAGUGAAAUAUUAGAUCUUGAAAUUAGAAUAAAAUCUGCUAGUAAAGAUCGCGAGGAAACAUGCCUGCAACUGUAUUACGCUCAGCAAGAUGUGGCCCAGCAGAAAACCGCGAUAGAGAAAUAUCAGAGUAUGAUAGCGAAUGUGAUUUUGCUGCGCGAGGAGAAAGACUCGCACGUGAAGAAAGCCAAAGAGAUUCAUAAGACUGCUCAUGCCAAAUUAAUUGACGAAAAGAAGAAGGAGGAAGAUCUCAGACACGAGCUGGAACAGCUCACAGCUCUGCAGGCGCAAUUCGCGGAGCUGCAGAAGGAACUCGAGAGUCACAUAACUGUUUCCAAACGAAUGUCGCAGAAGGACAGGGCGAUACAGCGAGAUCUGAUCGCUCGGAAGGAGCAGAAGGACUUUGUCAUAUUCAAACUCAUGGAGGAAGUUUGGGAGAUCAAGACCGAGAUAGCCAAGUUGGACGUGCAGCUGCAGCUGAAAAAUAAAGAGAAAAUUGAAAUAGGCCAGACGAUCGCGGAUGUAAACGCCGAUCUGGAGGCGUUGCACAAGCAGCACAAAAAUCUGUGCACUGCCUGGAAUUCCGUUGUGCUGAACAUAACUAAGCGCAAUAACGUUUACGAGCAAUUAAAUACAGAGCGUGAAAAAAUAUGCGAAUCUUUCAACACGUUGCACACGGAAAUAGAGAAAGUAAAGAAAGAGACCGACAAGGAAACGGAAAAUAACGAGCACCUGACUUCGUUGCACAUGCGAAUACAGGACAACAUACAGACUAGUGCGAAAUUGUUGGAGGUGGAAAACGACAAACUUGCUCAUUUGCAGUCCGAAUUAGUCAAGCUGUCGAAAUUUAGCGAACAGGAGCAACGUGAAUUUGAUGUGGUCCAAGACGAAUGGCAAAAUCUGUUGAACGAAGAGGACGAGGUCGAUAGAGAAGUGGCAAAACUUCUGAACAAGCAGAACGAGUUGGAGAACACGAUAUACAGCAAACUGGAAGAAAAGGUCACACACGACAAAACGGCUCGGUAUCUGAAUAAAUUGUUAUCGAAUUCUAAAGAGAGGAUACAAGAACAAGAACUGGCGUUGGUGGAAACGGAGAACUCCUAUGGCAAACAGUUACUGGAAUUGGAACAAUUGAAGACGUACGUUUCUCACGAGAGGACGGAAUUGGACGAACUUGUGCAAAGUAACGUUGCGAAAGAAAAGGAAAUAGAUGAAAUUCAGAGAGAAAUUAGAACUCACGAUACCUUGAUCGACAGGAUGCAAGACAAACUCGUUAGAUUGAAUAAGAACAUCGAAGAGAUAUUAUCGCAAAGAGGCGGCGAGGACGUCAGUCCUCUCGACAUGAAAAUAAAAUCCUUGGAAAAGACCAUAGAAGAGACUCAGCAAAGCAAUCAGAAAGCGCAGCAACUCUGGCUUCGCCAAGAGGGCCACAUGAUUACACUGAGCCAGCAAAGGGACUUGCAACUGCAGGAACUCAAUCUUCUCAAUAAGGAAAUUUUGAUCAUGGAGCAAAAGAACUUGAAAUUGGAGCACGCGUUGGAAGUGCUCGAUAAGGAAGAGUCGAAUAUGGAGAGAGUGUUAAAUCUACUGCAACAGAAAUUGGUGCAGACAAACGCGCAACUGGUCGUGCAAAAGGAAAUGAAGCAAGAGCUUGAAGGCAAAACUUCUAUCACAAAAACCGAAGGGAUGAAAUCCCUGGAAGAUGCUGAAUUGAAUUUGAUAAAGAUGCAAAAUGAUUUGAGGCAAUCUCACGAGGAAAAGGCACUUUUGAAGAACAAGCUGGAUGCGACGCAACAGGAAAGUUUGUCCUGGGAAAAGAAGUUGCAACUGAUGCAAGAAACAGUGAAGAAGGUGAAGGACGAGCGCAGCAGCGGAGAUAUCGCGAUGAUGAAAAACGAAAUUCACAAAAUGGAAAUGCGCCUGUCGCAUUUGCGCAGAGUGCAGGAAAAGUUGAUCCACGAUAUGGAGUUUUGCGUGACGCGACGGGAAAUGAUAGUGGACAGAGUUACGAGCAAACUUAAAAGAGAUCCGAAGUGUCAACACAAUCAGAAAGUUAUAUUCUGCAAACGUCUCGCCGAUCAAAGACUGAAAAUUAGACAGAUCAUAAAGGAGACGAAGAAAAUUGAGUACAGAUUACCGGAGCUAGAAAGACAAGUAAAAGAUGCAUUAGAAAAAUAUGACGAGUUACGGGCAACGUUAAAAACGAUAGAGGACGAUAUGCCAAACGUGGAUCAGGAAAUUGCGCAAACAGAAACUAUCAAGUAUCACAAUUUGCAAGCAUUGGUUUUCAAGCAACGAAAGGUCAAAAUGCUUCAAGAUAUCAAAAACGGUCGGUACAGGAUGCUCUUCAAAAGCGAAACUUCGCUGAACGAGGAGUUUCAAAACGAGCAGAUUCUUCGUGAUUAUUUGAAAUACGUAAUGGAACGGACAAGUCAAGAUUUUCCUUUAUUGAAGAAUAACAUUCAAAAAAUACUAUUGACAUUAGAAACGCUAUAAAAAUUCCUAACGGAUAUUAAAAAUAAAUCAAUUUAUAUAUGUAAUAACAAUAACUGGAAGUGUAUAAUAAAUGUAUGUAAUACGCU